UUUUAAAAAUGCACCUGUGCAAAUCCGGAAGUUCGGUUACCUGUUGAGGUGCCCGGAUGUCGAUACGUAGUGACAAGAUGGCGAAGCUUUGACAGAAGUGCUGCUGGAGCAGUGAGAUCAUCAACAGCAGCGGGUGAACUACCUGGGCUCGCAAAAGGUUGAAGAACAACCGGCUCCCAGGAUGUUCGCCAAGAAGAAGAAGAAGCCGAUAAUCUCGGCACCAAGUAACUUCGAACAUCGUGUGCACACUGGUUUUGACCGGCGGGAGGGCCGCUUCGUUGGACUGCCACCACAGUGGGCUAGCCUCAUUGGCGCAGGCCAAGACCGGCCCAAGCCAAUCAUCGACCCUUCAAACAUAACCCCUACCGAAAUACUGGACAUGAAGCUGCAUACUAUCGUGAGAGGUGGCACUCCCGGCAGCACAAGUCCCAUUGGCAGAGGUCCAUCGCGCCCAGGCGGGCCCGUUUCGGUGACACGUUCCAACUCUCUCCGUAAGGAGAGCCCCCCCAUGAUCCAUCGAGACAUGAGUCGGCUUCCACCACCUGUUCCUGAACACGACACAUUCCCAGAAAGCAGCCCAGCAUCUCAGGGCUACACACUGCCUCCAUAUGCACACUACCAGGGGCAGCAGCCACUUCGGGGCCAGCACCCACAGACUCAGCAUCCGAUAGGAGGGGGUCGUGUACCACCCGACCACCUCCAGGGCCACCCUAAUGCAUAUGCCCCGGGCUACAUGCACCCGCAGCAGGGUCAUACACAGGAUCACCCUCAGCAGGACACACAAAGCCAGGGCAUGCACAGGCCGGGUGACUCGCAGGAGGCUCCCGAUAGCCCAUCGUUACCAACCCAUGCCCAGGGCUACCCUUCACAGGGACGUCAACAGCCUGGCAACAUUACACCUCAGCCACCUCACGGCGUUCCAUCGCACAAUGGCAACUACUAUUCUGAGCAAGAACUGCCACCGCACAAUGGGCAACAGCCACAUCCAGGCCACUACGAAAGCCGGGACCACCUGCCCACUUCACACACUUUGCCAUCACAUUCGCACCAUGCUCCACCGCCACACCUUCCACCACACGUCCAUCAUCCUCCAGCUCAUGCUGGACAGCAGCAGCAACAUUUACAGCAGGCAUCGCCUCACCGAGAGAGCUGGGGCUCAGGCCAGGACCGCUACGAUGCCAGCGACUGGGAGUCGUCUGGGUAUGGAGCUGCGGUGCCUCCGCACACCCGGCCGGCCUCUGGCCUUGGGUUGCAGGCGCACCAUGGAGGUGCCCCUCCGUCGACGGCAGGUCACCCUCCUCCAUCCAUGCAUCACCCUCCAGCUCAACAGCAGCACCAGGCACUUCUUCCGCAACAUCCUGCUGCCGGCAUGCACCAUCCUCCUCCACAUACAAACCAGCAGCACCCAAGGGGUCCUUCGCCCAUGCACUCUGCACACAGCGGUGGCAUUCCACCGUCCCACCAGCCCCAUGUGCCGCACAUUCCAAAUGGGAAGGUCCCGCCUGCACUCAACAAUGGACACCGGAUGUCUCCUUCAGGAAUGGCAUCUCAGUAUGCUGUGAAUGAGCAUCCUGGCGGCUACUCUAUCCCUCCAUACCAGCAUCCAGCCUCCCAGCUGCCACCCUCCCAACUGCAGCAGCAGCAACAAAGAGUCUCUCCGCAGAACAUCAACCAUGGCCCGCAGGCUGGGCACCUGCUGCCGGACAGUUACCGGCCAGGGCCUCAGUGUGGACCUCACCAGUACGGACCGUCCAAGUCUCACCCAGGCCACAGCCAUUCGCCCGGGCCAGGGCCCAUUGCCAAGGAAUUGCCAGCCACCCCGCCAAAACCCAAGGUGCCAAAUGACCAUCACCAUCAUCAUUACCAGCCUACGGGACCACACCAGCAGCCACCAGUGCAGCAGCAGCCACCUGCUGGAGGACAGACCAUAGUGGAUGGUGGUCGGGAUGGAAUGGGCAAAAGUCAAGCAGCAAUGGACCAUGCACCACCACCGGUGGCAGGCAAGCCCCAGUCAAGCCAUCCACCCGAGCACCAAAGGCUGUCACAUGAGCAGUUCCGAGCAGCGCUGCAGAUGGUGGUGAGUUCAGGUGAUCCUCGUGACAACUUGGACAACUUUGUGAAGAUUGGUGAAGGCUCGACUGGCAUUGUGUGCAUAGCUACCGAGAAGCCCAGCGGCCGCCAGGUUGCCGUCAAGAAGAUGGACCUUCGCAAGCAGCAGCGCCGGGAGCUUCUGUUUAAUGAGGUGGUGAUUAUGCGGGACUACCAUCAUCCAAACAUAGUUGAGAUGUACGACAGCUUCCUGGUGGGCGACGAGCUCUGGGUCGUCAUGGAGUUCCUCGAAGGUGGAGCCCUCACCGACAUUGUCACACAUGCCAGAAUGGAUGAAGAGCAGAUUGCAACAGUCUGCAAACAGUGCCUGAAGGCCUUGGCAUUCCUCCAUUCACAAGGCGUCAUUCACAGAGACAUCAAGUCGGACUCCAUACUGCUGGCCAGCGAUGGCAGGGUGAAGCUGUCAGACUUCGGCUUCUGUGCGCAAGUAUCCGUGGAACUUCCCAAGCGCAAGUCUCUCGUGGGCACACCAUACUGGAUGGCGCCAGAAGUGAUCUCGCGGCUCCCGUAUGGUCCUGAGGUGGACAUCUGGUCCUUGGGAAUCAUGUGCAUCGAGAUGGUGGAUGGUGAGCCACCAUUCUUCAAUGAGCCGCCGCUGCAGGCCAUGCGGCGCAUCCGGGACAUGCCGCCACCAAAGCUCAAGAACACGCACAAGGUGUCCCCCAGGCUGCAGGGCUUCCUGGAGAAAAUGCUGGUGCGGGACCCGGCGCAGCGGGCCACGGCCUUUGAGUUGCUGCAGCAUCCGUUCUUGAGGCAGGCGGGUCCUCCAAGCCUCCUUGUGCCACUAAUGCGCAGCUUCAGGCACAGCCCCUGCUGAUGAUGCCAGUGCAAGGCGAGCCUGGGUUGAGCCCUGGUCGUCAGCACAUACAGCGCAGGGGCCGUGUUUGCAUUAGCGCUUCUUCCAUGUUCAACACAGUUUCAUACGCAUUCCCAUAGUUCUGUAUGUUUUCCGUAUCACCUGCAUAGAACUGGUAGAUUCUGUAUUGAUUCCACUUUAUUUCUGUAAAGUGAGUGCAUUGUGCUAAUCAAGGAAUUAUUGCCAUAUAGCUCACAUGGAAAUCAUAUGGAUUUUUCAUUGAUUCUGCUUUUUUGUGAAUGAUAAUGGGAAUUUUGUGUCACUUCUGGAUCCUUUUCAUAAAAAAAAAAACAGGAGUAAAAAGAUGUGAGGAAUGGCUACACUAUAAGUGAUAUGAAAGUUAUGUGCAUGGCGUAUGCAUUUCCAAGUUUUGCAAAAAAAAGAGUAUGAUGCGGAAGACAUAAGGAAAUAUUGAAAUGCUUAUGAAAUCUGUCGCCAAGCUCCCCUGUUCCACAUUAUCGCGUGCUGAAUUAGCACAGGUGUCUGACAUUUUGGGGGAUUGAGAGUGUCUGUACUAGUUUUCACCUUUCUCACUCUUAAAACAAAUGCAGUCUUCCGGUAGAGAGGCAAGGUGCUGCCGUGGCAACAGUUUUGAUGUUGCCAACAUGUGGUGCUUCAUCUGUAUACAUGAAAAUAUAAGGCGAAGUCAGGAUGGUCAUACAGGGAGCCCUAAGGAUUAGGUAAAUUUAUGCAUUUAUUUGUGGGACAAGACAGGGGAUCCCUAUGGUUGUUAUGAAAGCAGUGCUUUUGCCCAUGAUUGCCCUGUUCUGUGGAGAAAUGGCAAAGGCCCAUACAUUAGGGCAAGGGCACCUUAUAUUAGGUCCCCUGAUCUCAAGGUCAAGAUGGUGGUGGAUGGUGGUGUGUGGUGGAUGAGAGUGGCAAUGUGGACUUGUUAGUUCAUCCUCACAGGUAUUUGUUGUAUGCAUGCAAGGAUACAGACACAGAAAUUACUGUGGUCAUCUGAAGUCUUUGUGGUGUGGAAUCUUGGAAAAAGUUGAAUAUUUCCACAGCUUUGGUAUGAGGAUUUCCUUUUUCUUUUCCUACUCUGUAACUCUGAGCGAACUAAACAUAUCAUUCCAUUACUACAAGUACUUUCAAACAUGGUGCUUAGCAGUUUUACUGUCUGCAGGCACAAAUUGUUUGGAAAUUUAACUUUUUGUGGAAGCUACACCCUGAAAGCUUUUGAUGCCUGCCAGUAUGGGACAACACAGUUUACUAUGUGUUCUCUCAAUGUUAUGUGUCCAUGUCUUUGUUGCUUGGGCUACGACAAUUUUACGAGUAUGGUGGGCUGUUGUGCAUGUGAGCACAGCAGCAAAGCUUCAAGCAUAUUUAGAACAUGGAUAAGGGGGUCAAGGCCAAGAAGGUGUGGCAGUGGCUGGGUUGGAUGAUCUAUGACUGUUUGUGCUCAGCAUGCUCAAAAACUUUUUUUAGAAAAAGUUCCAAGGAGAUCCCUUCAGUGCUAGACACAAUUCACACAUUUUGUGAAAAGUGUUAAGAGGGUUUCUUUAGGAAUAUGGGGAUUGUGUUGCACUAGUUUGAACUUGAUGAUACAACGUUUCGCUUCCUCGACCCACUUGUAAUUUCUAAUUUGCAUCGGUAUGUAGCUUGCACUGCUUUCAAACAAUUGCAGGGAACCGCUACUUGGCUGUAAUUUGUUUUGCUGCAAGUGUAUUGUUGAUGAAGUUCUCGCACAAUUCUACACACAACUUUAUCUUAUUUGGAAGUUUGCUCCAUUCUGCAGUACACUAUGUUGACAUGGGGUUGAAAUGGCAAUGAAAGUUGCAAAGGUCUCAGUGGCUGAAACGAGUCGUCAGUGAUGUCAGCACUGCCCGAGAUUUUCUUGGUAGAGAAACCGCACAGCCGUGGUUCAUUACAAUCUUACUUUUGCAAAGAGUUGCGGUUGUUAGUGAAGUACUAAUCAUCUCUCUAGGAAUCUAUCAGAUUUCCUUAGCCAGUUAUUAUUACUGUUAAGUGCUACCAGGAACCAUGACGUUAGUAUUUUACGGUCGCCCUUCCAUUUAGUCGCAAGCUGUGUAGACAGACCAUUCUGGAAACAACUUUCAUCAACAAAGAUGCUUCGCUGAGCCUCUGUGUGCAGGGUCAUUUACUGUCACUGCUCUUCUAACUAGCCUAUUAUAAGACAUUAUUUGUGAGAGCACACAUAGGUAAACGAAUGACACGAUAGCUUUUGUGUAACGUGCACAAUUGUUCUCAUUUUCCACAAUUGUGUAACAUCCCUUGCGAAGUUUCGGAGAUGCUGCCACCUGUUUGAUUUCACGCUGUGGCUGAUCAGUGUUGUUUCUAGACACUGAGUGGCAAGGUGACUAAAGUGUUGGUGCUCAUAAUAAUACCUGUUCCUAACAAGGUUCGGCCUUUUAGAAGUUUAGUUUGGUUUUAAUGUACAGAUAAGUUUGUCUUAGUGACUUUCGUUUCAAUAGAUUAUGGGAAAUUCUGCUUUUAUAAUUGAUGUCAAUAAAAAAUGUUGUUUGGUUGCCUUGCUUGCUCAUGGGAAUGCUUCAACGGCUGCUUCAAGGAAAGCUGUAAAGAGUUCAAUUGAAAAACAGCUUUGCAAACUUUGCAGGGGGUGUUUAUUAUUUUAUCUUUGUGUGCUCUCAUAGAACUUUCCUGUUGUGUUCUCGCAUUUUACAAGGCCGUGGCUGCAGUUAUUGUUAGAGUACUUACAAGAAGAGCAGUGUAGUAGUAGUUCAUUGUAGUUUGGGUUUUCAGUAAUAUUGAUAGUGGUAGCUGGAAGUAAGAUGAUAGCAUUUGCAUGCUGGUCACUUCAGCGGCCCUUUCUUUACUACUCUAGACUUGUUCAGGUUAACAUCAAUCACAUAUGACAAACUUGGUGCCAACGAACGUGCACUCGCCAAGAAUAAAAUCAAAAAUGAGGAACAGACGUUUCGGGCCCCGUACGAGCCCUUUGAUCACAAUGAAGACGUAAGCAUGGGCGCACGACUAUAUAUAGGUGAGGUGUCGAGUGCACGUUUUUUGGCACCAAUAUGUUUCCUCGCCAGAUGAGUUUUCGUCGAACACUUGACUAUAUGACAAACUUAAUGCGUAGCCUAUACGUAAACAAUAACUUGUCAGCCAUUUUAAGGACAUACAUCUUAGCUUGCGUGAAUAUAGUAGUUUGCAUGGGAAAAGGAAUGCUAGUAUCAAAAAUUAAAUCAAGAUAUAUGGUUAUGCUCAUCUUUUGAAACAGUGAACGUGUCACUGUUCUGCAAAAAAAUUGAGCAUUCGUGAGCAAGACUAUGACAUGCAUGUGAGAGAGACCACAUUGGAAUUGUGUGUGUUAGUAUAGCAAUAAUAGCACCAGAAGUUGUAAGCCAUUGUUAAGGAUCAGCCAAUUCGUUGCACUCAGAAUGAUAGUAAAUGUAGUAUGGCCACAUUUCUUAGGCUUUCCUACAGAUUCACUUUGGCUACUGCUCGAUGGCACUGCCAGCAGCUUUACUCAGGCAAGACACAUUUGGAAGGGCUUCAUUUUAUUUGAACUUGGAUCAUCUUAUGUGUAAUCUAACAUCCAUAACUAUACUUCAUCUCACCAAAUCUGUGCAAUGCAGCGAAAGUCACAUCAGCCAACCAAAACAGAGCACCCAAAGAAGUUAUACUCUAUUGUCCAUCACUGAUCCCCCUCUGCAAAACACCGGCUGAACAAAAGCUUCACAGAACAAUUAGUAGCGCACAAUGGGCAAGCCCUUCUCUCUUUGCUGUAACAUGCAGCCAGCUCUUAUUACUGCAAACUAGAAAUUGGGUUAGUUGGCACAAUUUCAUCUUUUCUUGUGCUAGCAUUAAGAAACAACUUGAACAAAGAUGAACACAAAUCUACAAGACCGAACAUGGCAAGUGAACAUACUAUUUGCACUUCACAUGUUUAUGUUUGUGCUCAUCCUUCUUCAAGUUGUUUCCCAACACCUAGCCCAAGAAAAGAUUGAAUCUCAUUACUAAUUAGCCGACACAAACCCUAGUCUUCAUUGCACUGUGCAUAUUUAGCGAAGGGGGCACGUUGUUUCAUGAUAAGUCACUGUAACAACUUGCAUGUAAUAAGGACAAUUUCAUGGGGUGUGUAGUACAGCCAGAUCUUUCCGGUUUGUUGUGGGCUGUCGGUACUACUCUGUUGUGGUUUUUACUGGGUGACCAUCUGUGGUGUCCUAGAGUCUGCUGCUCUAUGAGAGCAGCAGUUUUACAAUCAACAUUCCCAACACUGGGUAGGAAUGCUGCAUUGCACUGUCAGCUUCCAAGGCAGACUAGACAGAUGUACGUAAUUAGGAUGAUGCAUGUGCCAUUCAGUUUUUGCCAUAAAUCUCCUAGCUGCUCUGCAAAUGACAAGAGCACUUGCUGGGCCCUGUCUGUGUCCUUGUGCUGCACCUGGCAGGUUGAAGUUCUGGAAAGUAAGAAGCACCACCCUAACUGACUCUGAGCCUCUGGGACAGUGAAAGUUCUGGAGGGUGAUUUUGUUCAUUCUGUUAAAGGGACACUAAAGGUUACCAGAAACUCAAGUGAAAGUGGUAGACCAAUGUACAAGAACGUCUAAGGCGUCAAUUUAAUCGCAAACAGA
Molecule: messenger RNA, 7523 nt
Organism: Dermacentor albipictus
Lineage: Eukaryota; Metazoa; Arthropoda; Arachnida; Ixodida; Ixodidae
Gene: mbt
Product: serine/threonine-protein kinase PAK mbt
Biological process (GO): protein phosphorylation; regulation of MAPK cascade; intracellular signal transduction
Cellular component (GO): cytoplasm
Molecular function (GO): protein serine/threonine kinase activity; ATP binding
Source: RefSeq, a predicted model, not a curated record